Molecule: messenger RNA, 1959 nt
Organism: Dendrobium catenatum
Lineage: Eukaryota; Viridiplantae; Streptophyta; Magnoliopsida; Asparagales; Orchidaceae
Product: pectinesterase
Exons: 4
Coding region: 87-1826 (579 amino acids)
Biological process (GO): cell wall modification
Molecular function (GO): pectinesterase activity; pectinesterase inhibitor activity
Source: RefSeq, a predicted model, not a curated record
CUCCAUGCAAUCUCCCCUUGCUUGGUAGGGGAAGAUCUUCAUCACCUCCUUUGCAGUUCUAAACGAUCAAACUCGCCUUAGCCAAUAUGGCCGUAAACAAAAAGGGAGCUCUUAUAGGAGGCUCUGUGAUCCUUCUUGUUGCCAUCGUCGCCGCUGUCAGUGUAGUCGUCACCCACAAUCGCUUCGCAACCAAAUCUGCAGCACCUUCAGGUAGCACCAACCUUCAAAGCACCUCAAGAUCGGUUCAAGCCAUAUGCGAGCCCACAGACUAUCCUGAUAUUUGCGAGUCGGCUCUUUCCAAAGUAGCCAAAAACACCACCGACCCCAAGGAGCUCAUCAAGCUCUCCUUCCAGGUCGCCACGGACCACCUUCGACAAGCCUUCCAGCAUUCGAAGCUCCUCUCAACGGCAGCGCGGGAUCCCCGCACCAAGGACGCCCUCAACACCUGCCGCGAGCUAAUGGAAUACGCCAUCGAAGACAUCAAGACCUCCUUCAAAAAACUCGGCGGCUUCAACACGUCCGAACCCGCGAAAGCCGUCGACGAGCUCAAGCUCUGGCUCGACUCCGCCGCCACGUAUCAAGAGACCUGCCUCGACGGCUUCGAGAACACAACCGGAGACGCCGCAGCCGGCAUGCGGAAGGCCCUCAAUUCUUCCAUGGCGCUCACCGACAACGCGCUAGCGAUCGUCGGCCACCUCGCGAAGUUCGUCGACGGGUUGAAGCUACCUGACGUGCUGGGCCGGCGGCGGUUGCUGUCGGACGAGGAGGUGGAGGCUGUAAAGCAGAAGGAUUUUCCGGCUUGGGUUAGUGCUGAUCGGAGGAAAUUGCUUUCGAUUCCGCCGUCUGGGAUUAAGCCGGAUGUGGUGGUCGCGCUGGAUGGGAGUGGUGAUUUCUCGAGCAUUAAUUCAGCGCUGGGCGUGGCGCCAAUUAAGAGUUUGACGCCGUUUGUCAUAUACGUGAAGACCGGAGUGUAUAAGGAGAAGGUGACGGUGUACAGGAACCAGACUAACAUAAUCAUUGUAGGCGAUGGCGCAACGCAGACUAGGGUUACGGGAAGCCUCAACUUCAUUGAUGGGGUCGGCACUUUCAAGACCGCCAGUUUCGUGGUAAUGGGCGAGGGAUUCAUCGCACGGGACAUGGGCUUCGAGAACACCGCUGGUCCAGCCAAACACCAAGCCGUCGCCCUCCUCGUUCAGGCCGACCGCUCAGUCUUCUACCGCUGCCAGAUGGAUGCUUACCAAGACACCCUCUACGUCCACACCCUCCGCCAAUUCUACCGCGACUGCACCAUCUCCGGCACCAUAGAUUUCAUCUUCGGCGACGCCAAAGCCAUCUUCCAAAACUGCCAAAUCUUCGUUCGCAAACCGCUCGAAAACCAGCAAAACAUCGUCACCGCACAAGGCCGCAAGUCCCGUCAAUCCGCCACCGCAAUCAUCCUCCACAACUGCACCAUCACCGCCGACCCCUCUUUCCCCCCCGCCUUCCACGCCAAGAACCCUACCUACCUCGGCCGGCCGUGGAAGGAGUUUUCAAGAACGUUUGUCAUCCAGUCCUUUCUCGAUACGCUCGUGCAUCCUAAUGGGUGGCUGCCAUGGCUCGGGGAUUUUGGGCUGAGGACGUGCUUUUAUACAGAGGUGGAUAACAGGGGACCGGGGGCGGAUAAGAGCCUGAGGGUUAAGUGGAAGGGGGUGAAGAAUAUUAGCUAUGCGCAUGCGCAGAAGUUUACAGUUGAGCGUUUUCUGUGGGGAAAUGACUGGCUCCCUUCGACCCAGGUGCCAUAUAUUCCGGUAUUGUUGCCGCAGUCGUUGCCUGAAAGGAUUCACUGAUGAGAGAUUUCUUCUUGUUGUCUUCAUAUAAACAUAUCCUUGUCUUCCAUAAAAGAGAUGAAAGUUAGUAUCUUUAUGAUGCAUACGUUGUUUUGUUUUAAAAAUUUCAUCUUUUUUUUUUUCCUUCGGUGUU